AUGAUGCAGCUCGUCGUGCAGCAAGCGGACGCAGUACAUCAGCAGAUCAACUCUAUAACGGCUCUUCUAGAGCAGUUCAAUGCUCGUCGCUCAGGUUUACUUGGUGAGGCGUCGAGACGAGAGUCGGACGACACCGAAUGCCAAUGCGAAAAUGUUUGCCCUCCCCCAAGUUCGAGUUGGUCCGUAUACAGCUCGCCGACGUCUUGCUCGAAUCUUCCUGUUGAAGUACUGGGCCUCAUCUUCAACUACCUGGAUCAAGGAGACCUCGUUAGGGUUUCACGAGCUCACAAGUUCUUGAACGUCAUUGCCAACCGCGUUCUUUACCAAUCCAUCGUCGUUUCCUCCGAAUUAGCACAGUCAUCACAAUGUAUGACGGCCCUUGUAAAGCACAACCAUCUCGCGCUGCUUGUCAGGUCUAUUUCCAUUCAUUGGCCGCUCAUACACACCCCUACGAAGAAUUUGAUCGACCUGCUCAAACGAACCCUUCGUGCUUUACCCUCCCUAACAUCUCUCUUCAUCGACGUUCCCAACGAGUUCCCCCAAGUGAGCCUCGACGGUUGUCCUUUCGCCCUCCAAUCAUUCAAUACUUCCUUCCGAUUUGACCACGGACUCGUUCGGUUCCUGGAAUCCCAGCCUUCUAUUACAGACCUCUCUUUACGUGGAUUCAACUCGGAUCCCUCCCAGUUCUCAUUUAGUGCCAACACAUUCAAUCUGAACCCUACCUAUACCCCCCCAGCUUUGAGUUCAUCAGCGUUACCCAGGCUGGCCAAGGUCAAUGCUAUCCAUGCGGGACCUGAGAUCGUUUCCACUGUGGUCAAAGGCAGGCCGGUGAACACGGUGGUUAUGCCUUUAUAUGCGGAUUGUGCUAUCAAGUGUUUGGAAGCACUUACCUCUACGUCUAGACCAAUUGAAAAACUGAGCAUUAUGAGUUUUGAUCCAAACGCGCCGAAUUAUAUUUUGUCGGAGAUCUCGAAACGGUUCCCCGAGUUGGAGGCGCUGGCGGUGGUCCUGCUGUUGGCGGAGUGUUCUGAGGAAGCACUCGAAGCCGCAGCACCUUCUUUAGCUCGAUUUGAUCGCCUGAAAUAUAUUACCUUCAUGUCGGCUUCACCCAUGAUGAGUAGUCCACGAAAAGAAAGUCGUAUUGCGAGGACUUGGCAUACAUAUUGUCCAACGUUGAAAACGAUCAUAUUACCCAUGGGGAAUGUUCUUUACUUGGACAAUUCGACUUGGUCGAUCUUGACAGAGUUUUCAGCUUGA
This is a messenger RNA of Marasmius oreades (fairy-ring Marasmius), 1257 nucleotides long. RefSeq lists its product as uncharacterized. Gene Ontology annotation, molecular function: protein binding. The record is from RefSeq and is a predicted model, not a curated record. The transcript is spliced from 3 exons. Lineage: Eukaryota; Fungi; Basidiomycota; Agaricomycetes; Agaricales; Marasmiaceae. The coding region runs from base 1 to 1257 and encodes 418 amino acids.